AAAGGGGAGAUAGGAGCUGGGAGCAAGGGAAAAGAAAGGUCCAAGGCUAUUUUUUUCCCCCAUAUGGUUAGAUUACUUUUCAGUUGUGAGGAUCUGCAUGCGUAUGUUUUAUUUUGUUUUGUUUUUAAGGUUUAAUGUUUUCAAGCGUGAAUGUGAUUGGAAAUGCUUGUAGACAUGGAAACACGACUGGUCACUGCCAAGCCUCUUCUCUUAGCCCUGCUUGUUACUCUUCGGCUACACUGUCAAGUCUUUGUCCAUGGUGCCAUGGACUUGUGCUAUGAUGGGGAAGGCAAUGUGAGCCGUUGCAUGCCCAAGUUUGAGAAUGCAGCGUUCAACCGCUCUGUGCUGGCCUCCAAUGUGUGUGGUUCCCCACCUGAGGACUACUGCAUGCAGACCGGCUCAACACGGUUGUGUCAUCAGUGUGAUGCGGCAGACCCAGGUCUCAACCACAGUGCUAGCCUCCUGACAGACUUCCAUUUGGACGACGAGCCCACAUGGUGGCAGAGUCAGUCCAUGUACUAUGGCACUCAACACCCCAACUCAGUCAACCUCACCCUCCACCUCGGGAAGGCCUUUGAGAUAACCUACGUGCGACUAAAAUUCUACACCAGUCGACCGGAGAGCUUUGCCAUCUACAAACGUACCAAGGAAGGUGGUCCGUGGUUGCCCUACCAAUAUUACAGUGCCUCCUGUAAGAAGACCUAUGGCCAGGAUCCCAAGGGUUACAUUCGACCUGGGGAGGAUGAGCGGACAGCCGUGUGUACAGAUGAGUUCAGUGAUAUCUCUCCUCUGACUGGAGGCAAUGUGGCUUUCUCUACCCUUGAAGGACGCCCCAGCGCCUACAACUUUGACCAAAGUCCAGUGUUGCAGGAAUGGGUGACAGCCACAGACCUGCUCAUCUCUUUGGACAGGCUCAACACCUUUGGAGAUGAGUUCUUCAAGGACGCCAAGGUGUUGCGCUCGUACUACUACGCCAUCUCUGAUUUCUCUGUGGGUGGCAGAUGUAAGUGUAACGGCCAUGCCAGUGAGUGUGUUGAGGGGCAGCAUGGGAGCCUGGUUUGUGCCUGUCAGCAUCAUACGGUGGGAGCGGAUUGCCAGAAAUGUCACCCAUUUUACCAGGACAGACCCUGGGCUAGGGCCACUGGGGACUCUGCCAAUGAAUGUUUGAAGUGCAACUGCAGCGGGAGAUCAGACGAGUGUGUGUUCGACAUGGAGCAGUAUAGGAGCACUGGCAGUGGGGGGCGCUGUGUGGGCUGCAGAGACAACACAGACGGGCCCCACUGUGAACGCUGCAGAGAAAACCACUACAGGGGCUCCUCCCAAGAGCCCUGCCUGCCAUGCCACUGCAAUACCAACGGCUCAGUCAGUCUCCGGUGCAACAUAGAGGGAAAGUGUGUGUGUCGCACAGGUGUGACAGGGGACAAGUGUGACACAUGUCAAGCAGGCUUCCACUCGCUUGGCCCCAGUGGCUGCAGGCCAUGCGAGUGCGACACCAGGGGCAGUGUGGGAGACUGCUCUUCACUGGAUGGAACUUGUUACUGCAAGUCGAAUGUGGAGGGACAAGCCUGUGACAGAUGCAAGCCAGGCUUCUACAAUCUGCAACAAGCCAACCGAGUCGGCUGUCAGUCGUGUUUCUGCUAUGGCCACUCCCUCGCCUGCUCGUCGUCCAAUCAACAUUCUGCUGUCAACAUCACUUCCGACUUCCUUGAAGAUCAGGAUGGCUGGGUAGGAGAGUUCUCUAGAGAACAGGAGCAUCCCCUUCUGUGGAAGGAGGGUGAAGUCUACCUCCUUCCUCUCUCUGAGGAAGACAUCGGCUUCUACAAAGCUCCCAAGAAGUUCCUGGGGAACCAGGUGUACAGCUACGGCCAGCUGCUCUCCGUCAGCUUCACCUCCGAGACCAGAGAGCUUCUCCCGAACCGCAUUACUUUGCUCUUGGAAGCGCCGAGGGUCACCUUGUCAGCUGAACUCCUGCCCCACCCCGUGGUUGACCACAAACCCGGCCCUGCACCCCAACGUACCUUUAACAUCAGACUUCAGGAAGGGGAGAGGGGAUUUAAGUCUUCACUCUCUACCUUUGACUUCCAGCGCCUCCUCGCCAGCUUGACAGCUCUCAGAAUCAGCAAUGCAGGUGGACACAACUAUACAUCUCAGCUCUCGGGGGUAUCUCUGGCCUCAGCUGCCUUCUUCUCUCAUCCAGUCAACCUUCCUGCCCCCUGGGUAGAAUUGUGUUCCUGUCCCCUGAACUUUGUGGGCCAGUUCUGUGAGCAUUGUGCCCCAGGAUUUACAAGAGACAUCCCUAGCCGAGGGCCCUUCUCGUCAUGUGUGCCGUGCAACUGCCAUCAGCACGGAUCCUGCCACCCAGAAACCGGCGUGUGUGCGUGCUCUCACUUCACCUCGGGACUGAACUGUGAACGCUGCAUGGACGGUUACUAUGGCAACCCUUUGAUUGGCACACCCGGUGACUGCCAACCUUGCCCUUGCCCAGAUCACACCAGCUGUGCCCAGAUAGCAGAGACAGGGGACGUGGUCUGUACCAACUGCCCUACAGGACAGACUGGGAUGCGUUGUCAGAUGUGUGAGGAUGGUUACCAUGGUGACCCCCUGGGCCAAUUUGGACCGGUUCGAACAUGUUUGAGAUGUGACUGCAAUGGCAAUGUCGACCUCAAUGCAGUUGGCAUAUGUGAUCACAUGACUGGCCGAUGCCUUAAAUGCCAGGGCCAUACGGAGGGUGACCACUGCCAACGCUGCCAAAAGGGUUUCUAUGGUGAUGCUAUGAGCCAGAACAGGGGCCAGAAGUGCAAACCUUGCAGCUGCAGUCCUGCUGGAACUUCAGGGCUGCUGGAGGAAUGUCACCCCCAGACAGGAAGUUGUCGGUGCCUCAGUCAUGUUACUGGGCGUGACUGCGGCCAUUGUGAAGUUGGCUUCUUUAACCUGCAACCUGGAAGGGGAUGUGAGAGGUGCAACUGUAAUCCAAUUGGCUCUCUGUCCACGGCAUGUCACCUGGUCACAGGACAGUGUAUGUGUCGCCUGGGAGUGGAGGGUAUACAGUGUGACUCUUGUCGAGUGGGCUUCUUUGGAUUCUCCUCACGAGGUUGCAGAGCCUGCAACUGUGACCCGAUGGGCUCCAUUUCCAUGCAGUGUCACAGCAAUGGUACCUGCCACUGUCGCCAGGGCUUCGUUGGUUAUAAGUGUGACAAAUGUGAGUCGAACUACUACCACAACAGAGCCACGCACCAGUGUGAGGAGUGCCCGGUCUGUUACGGUCUGGUUAAGGAGAAGGUGGAGAAGCUGAGGGGUCACUUGCAGGAUCUGGAGAAGCUCCUGGGGCUCUUUGACUGCAGAGGUAGAGCUGGGCAGCAGCUCACCUUCACCAACAUGCUGAGGUAUCACGUGCACGGGCGUCACGAGCAUGAGCACCAGAGGGAGGAUGCCCUGCCAAACGCGCUGGAGGACUUCCUUGCCAUUCAAGAAACACGGGAGGCCUUCGUAAAACAAUUUUCCGUGCUUGAAGUUUCUGCACACACACUGCUGGCCCAGCUGCACGGCAUCACUGCCGCUUUGAACUGCAGCGUGAGCGUGACAGAAGAGGGAGGGAAGGAGAAGGAGGAGAGGAAAAACGAGGAGCGCGGGGAUUUGUGUCAAACGUUCACAGAUUCGGCGGCCAUGAUCACAGCAUCUCAGAAGCGGCUGAAGCAGGCGACCCUGGACCUAGAUCACCUGAUCAUUCCUUUUGAUGUGGGGUUAGGACCUAACAAAUGGAACACUGCAGUCAACGACUCACGGUUCCUGAUGAAAAGCAUUCAGGCCAAAGUGAAUCGGUGCCCUCUGUAG
Molecule: messenger RNA, 3831 nt
Organism: Lampris incognitus (smalleye Pacific opah)
Lineage: Eukaryota; Metazoa; Chordata; Actinopteri; Lampriformes; Lampridae
Gene: lamc3
Product: laminin, gamma 3
Exons: 21
Coding region: 163-3831 (1222 amino acids)
Source: RefSeq, a predicted model, not a curated record